Messenger RNA from Brassica rapa (field mustard), 4524 nucleotides. RefSeq lists its product as uncharacterized. Lineage: Eukaryota; Viridiplantae; Streptophyta; Magnoliopsida; Brassicales; Brassicaceae. The record is from RefSeq and is a predicted model, not a curated record.
UUUUAUUAUAAUAAAAAAGAGGGACAAUACAUAUUAAUCAAUCAAAUAUGCAAAAUUAGAUAGAAAACGUAUGCAUUGGAAAAGUUAAUAAUUUUCACUACCAGAAGCAAAUAUCGAAUGUGUCGCAGAACCUACGUAUAGGAUUUCGAUAAGGGCGAGUAAGAGGGAAUUGAUUGAUGUUGUACUGUCCAUUUUUCUUCGGAUCCCACAUUAUCUUACAAGAGGUGUAACAUAUCCCUGGAAUAGCUAGUUUCGGUACUUUUAUGCAUUGGUUCAUGAUACAAUUUUUCAUACAUUCCUUUGUUACGAUGGAAUCAGAAACUUGUGCUGAAAGCAACAUUGUAAAUAAAUUUACAACAAUGAAGGCGCGGUAAAUAUUCUUUGACACUUGAACUGCCAUCAUGUGAAUAUACAAAACUUCGAGACAAUUUUUUUUUCUUGUUUGUUUAUUUUAGUGAGAAAAUAGAUGAUUUGCUGAGGAUGUGUGCAUGAUCACGAUGAUUUAUAUAGAAAAUUUGUUUUAUCAAAUUUUGGAAGUUCGUCACAAAAUCACUUUAUUUCCUAUUCCGUUUUUUAUACUUGACGUUUCAGGUAGUUUUUUCAUUUCAAACCUGAUAACGUUAGUUUUUAUUGUAAAAUUUAUUAGUUUUAAGUUAUUAAACCAUUUAUAUUUAAUAAUUGUGGUUUUGUAGAUAAAUUAUUUAAAUUUUAUUUUUAAAAAUAAAUAUUUUGUUAAUUUGUGUAUACAACUAUAAAAUGUCAGCUAAAUAAAAAUGGAGGGAAUAUUAUUUUGUUAAUUGGUUUUGUUGAUUAUGUUUUUUGAAAACUUUAGUGUAUAAUAUCUUUGGUCAUUUAAAGAACUAUUUUGUAUCAAUAAAUGUAACUAAUUUUCAUAUUGUCAAUUUUAGCUUACAAACACACAUACAGAAGCGUCAUUUUUGUAGCCACAUCUUUCUCUGAAAAGUGAAAACAUAUUUUAAAACUCAUAAUAUUUACCUAUAGUUAAACCCAUGACACGUUUUGUAUCAAAUAUUCACAAACAUUUAUUAAAUUUAGAAAGAGAAAAAGAAAAAGAAAACAAAAGUCCAGCGAUUGGCGUAUCCACAUUUUCAAAGUUCCGGACUUGCAUCGAAGAAGAUAGAGAAGCUAAUGGGUUGGAUCCCGUGUUCAGGGAAGAGUUGUAAGAGAAGGAGGAACAUAAUUGACGAAAACCAUGCCUCCAGUCAUCUACCGGGAUUCGAAAUGCUCCAAUAUUUUGCUCGGGAUGACUACUAUCCGAAGCUAUCUGACUUUGGUUUGGCUCAACUUGGCCCGGUGGGUCACAAGUCUCAAAUGAGACGUUUAUACGUAUACCAAUAAUAGGUGAUGUUCUUUCACAUGUAAUGUUUUGUAGCAUUUGUUUCAGUAUAUGGUAUUUUGAGUAAUGUCUCUAUUUUCAUUUCCAGAAAUGUUGUAUUACAUGUUAUAGUUUUGAAUUUUGACACUAUGUUUUGAUGGUAUUAUCAUGUGUUUUGUGUUUACUGCUAUAAACUGCGAUGCUAGUGUAUUAGUUUCUUGGUCUAGCGAUAGAAUCAUAAGAGUAACAUUGUGGUUCUGUCGGAACAGAGCAUGUCGGAAGCUAGCUGAACGAACUAUCUUCUUACAACACUCAACACUGUCUGAAAAGGAUCAAGAAUGCAAAAAAAAAACGACAAAGUUUAAGUAAAGACAUCAACUCAUCUAGUAGAAAAAGUUCGAUAAUUUGUCAGAGUUUCUAGUUAGCGAUAGAAUCAUAAGAGGUAACAUUGUGGUUCUGUCGGAACAGAGUAUGUCGGAAGCUAGCUGAGCGAUCUUCUUACAACACUCAACACUGUCUGAAAAGGAUCAAGGAUGCAAAAAAUCGACAAAGCUCAAGUAAAAAACAUUAACUGACCAUGACCAUGACCGCGACUGAUCUAGUAGAAAACAGUACGAAAAUUCAACAAAAUUGGAUCUUUAAAAAAACCCAGAAUCCCAAAAUUGACCAAAACUCAUCACAAAAAGAAAAAAGAAAAAACAAGACUCGUCUCCCCCAUCUAUGGAGUCAACAGGAAGAGCUUCUCGAUAGAGAAACCACCGAUGAGUACCCUCGGAUGCGACUCCCAUGGCGUCUUAAACGACGCAGAGUUCAGCAAACCUAUGCCUUCGAUUGGUUUAUACGUAGCUAUCGCUUCGCUCCUCUGCGCACUAGCCAUGGCCGCCGACCUUCUCCACGGCUUCCUCCACCGAAAAUUCUGGUUCCCCUGUAAGUUCUUCUCUCUCAACGCGACUUCUCUGACUUUCAUCGGCGUCGGGAUCAAACUCUCAGUAGAUCUCAACACCUCCAUGCCUAGUCGCCACGACCAGCUAUCCAAGCUCAGCAGCAGCGUCUUCGUCUGCACAGUGAUGGGCAACUCGAUGCCUUCUCUUGGUUCAAUGGACAACAAAGAUCUUUUAAUGAACCUCGUAGCCUUAGCGAUCCUUGUGGUCACGGACGUUGUCAACAUCUGUAUCCAGCUAGGGACAGGCGCCAUCUACGUCUUCAAAGAAGAACACUUCAUGGUCGUCCUCCUCAUGAUGCUUAUGCUGAUGAUCUUGAGUUUCUCGGCGACCACGGUUCCCACCACGAAGAGGAUCCUGGAAGCUAAGUACAAGAAGAAGUACGAGGUGGCUUUGAAGUGUCCUUUGGCUACAGAGAGAACAACUGUAGCGAAAAAGAUUCAGCAAGAUUUGUCAAAGUUCUGGAUGAUGGCUCACACUAGUAGUCCUCAGUUCGUGAUGGCACGUUCCGUCACGUGCACUGCUUCUGGCUUCUUCUGUCUUCUUAGCGCCGUUACGCUUGGUGAAGCUGUUGUCCGGUCUUACUUGCUGAGACCGGGGACGACGACGACGCUUGAGUUUUGCCGAGGUGAUUCUGAUUAUAAAUGGUCGACCUCUCUGGUUCUCGUUUGUCAGGGGAGCGCUGUAGCUGUAGGGACUGUCGCUCCUGCGAUUCGUUGGUUUACAGCUGUUAAGUUCAGGUGUCCGAUUAGAGGGAGUAGGAGUUAUAGAGACGAGUUUCGAAUAGAGAGUUACUGGACGCAGUGGUUCUCUGAGAAGAAACAACGUCCCUUACCCUUAAGCCGUCUUUCGAUUCUCAAAGAUCGCAGCUGCAGGAAGACAGCGCACGAUGCGAAACGCUGGCUGUUGGAUGUGUGUAUAGGUGUGCAGUAUGUUAUAGUGUUUGCCAGCAAGAUCAUCCGUUACGUCUCUGUCUACUGCGUGAGCAGAAUCUUGAUUUGUCUUCAUUUGGCGUUCAGAGCGACGGGUAGAAGUACAGUCUCUCACGUUGACUCGGAGAUGUCUGGUGGUGGUUCGAGACAGGAGCUGGCGAGCUUUGUACUGCAUCUUGAAGGAGAGGACGAGCUUGUGGAUUUGAUGGUGAGGAGCAAUAGGGAGGCUACUGAUCAUUGGGUAAAGAAGGGUAGAAAGAACCAGCCGGUGAAUCUGAUAGAGCUUUUGGAAGCGACGACGAAGAUUUCGAAAGGGUUUGAAGGGAUUAGAGAGUUUGACAGCAGCGAGGUGGCUUCUCUUGCACCGUCGGGAGAGCCGCCUAACUGCUGGGCUCUCCCGUUGGUGACAAUGACAGCCAUCGCUCUAGCUCUCGCCAACGUCAAGCCGAAGUUGCUUAACGCUGUCAGCGAGGCGCUAGACUCUGUUAACAAGUUUGAAUGCGUCUUAGAUACAGGAGGAGAGUUGGCUAACCUCAGGAAAGCUGCUGAGGUGGUUUGGCUAGGAGUUGAUCUCUACCAUAAGUGGUUCGAUGUGGAUCUUCGGAAACUAUCUAAGCAGGAGAAGAGUCCUGAAGAGACGCUUAGGGAGCUAGCGGAAGUGGCGAAGAGAGAGUUUUCGGAGUCGUGGCAGAUGAACUUGAUGGUGUGCAUGAAGCACAAGCCUUCUCAUUGGCCCAUCAAGACUCUAGCUGCCAACUCCAUGUACAGAAUCUGUCAAACCAUUCUUCUCAAUUACGAAACGAGAGACUACGGAACAGGGGAAGCUCUGUUGAGGAAGCUGGAAACCACGAUCUCGGACAUAGUUUCAGGCUGUUUCUGCAACGUGGUACAGGUUGUGUCUGUUAAGUGUUUGGUGACGGCUGUAGAAGUGAGGGAAGAAUCGGUUAGAGGAGCGGCUCUGCAUCUCGAAACAGAGAAGAUUCUAGAGAUUGUAGAGAGGAGACGAUUACCUGAACUGAGAUGUGAUCAGAUGAAGAAUAUUGAUGAGUGGAGAGCGUUCUACAAGAUGAACUCUUCUGAGUGUAAUAGCAGCAAGGCAGUUUCUUCCGAGUCAAAUGAAGUGUGCAUCACUGUUGACUAAUUUGUAAAAAACUGUUUGUAGAUAAGAGACCGUUUUAUGAUUGUUAUUGGUGAUGUAUUACUCACAUGUAAUAAUUAUAUGUAUUACUUGCGUGAAAUGUAACAGUAUCUCACUAUAUGCUAUUUGUAGAUAUAUAAGAAAAUAAUAAUUUUACGAAUAAAUUUUUAUAUUUUU